CGGAGAUCAAGAAGGCUGUGGGGUACCAAAAGAUCCGUUUGUUUUCUGAUUUGGUUGACAGUUGUAGGAUCUUUGAGGAAGAUAGUAAUGCUCAUCACAAGAUGGUUAGUGAUAGAAGGGGCAAGAAUCAACAAAGCCGUGGGAAACCAUAUGAUGCUGGUAAAGGGAAACAAAGAGUUACUCAUGGUCAGAGGUCUAGUGGGGGAGAUGCUCCUGCUAGGAUUGUAUGCUUCAAGUGUGGUCAACCUGGUCAUAAGAGCAAUGCUUGUACUGCUGAUGCGAGGAAGUGUUUCAGAUGUGGUAAGAUGGGACAUGCAAUGUCUGAUUGCAAGCAUAAGGACAUGGUAUGUUUCACGUGUGGCGAAGAGGGACACAUUGGUAGCCAGUGUCCAAAGAAGAAGGCACAAUCUGGUGGAAAAGUGUUUGCUUUAGCUGGGACUCCUACAGCUAGUGGAGACCGACUCAUCAGAGGUAAUCCAGAUGAGUAGCUGUUUCCGCUUAUAGUCGAGUUUUUGGUGUCAUUGCUCUGAUACGUAGCACUCGGGGGGAAAAUGAACACUUGCUUGAUGUUGUUAUUUGUUGAUUGAACCUUAUGAUGUAUUUGAGGAGUUGUUUGUAUUGUUGCUUUUUAUGAUUCAAAAGAUGCUAUGUCUUAAUUGUUGAAUCAUUGUGAAUCCGUUGCAUGUUGAACAUAAGUUUGGAAUAUGCUAUGAAUACUAUGCUAUUCAUAA
Vicia villosa (hairy vetch) is the source of this 731-nucleotide messenger RNA. RefSeq lists its product as uncharacterized. Gene Ontology annotation, molecular function: translation regulator activity; single-stranded RNA binding; zinc ion binding. Lineage: Eukaryota; Viridiplantae; Streptophyta; Magnoliopsida; Fabales; Fabaceae. Gene Ontology annotation, cellular component: cytoplasm. The record is from RefSeq and is a predicted model, not a curated record. The transcript is spliced from 2 exons. Gene Ontology annotation, biological process: positive regulation of cytoplasmic translation. The coding region runs from base 102 to 488 and encodes 128 amino acids.